Molecule: messenger RNA, 1015 nt
Organism: Panicum hallii
Lineage: Eukaryota; Viridiplantae; Streptophyta; Magnoliopsida; Poales; Poaceae
Product: phosphatidylinositol transfer protein 3-like
Exons: 5
Coding region: 57-878 (273 amino acids)
Molecular function (GO): phosphatidylinositol transfer activity
Source: RefSeq, a predicted model, not a curated record
UAGUGGGUGAUUGCACUGCAGCCAGCCAGGAACCCAUCCCUCAUAAUUUGGAUGCUAUGAGUUAUCUCUUCAAGAGCAGGAGUGAACAAACGCCGCUGACACCAGCAUCUUCAGAAGAACAACUGGCAAAGAUAAAUGAAGUCCGGGAGCUCCUUUGCAACCUACCGAUGGAGAUGCCGAAAUUCCUGUCAGACGCCACUAUCCGUCGGUUCCUCCGAGCAAGAAACUGGAGCACAGUGCAAGCUGCAAAGAGUCUGAAAGAAGCUGCCAGUUGGAGACGCCAGUAUAAGCCAGAGAAAAUUUGUUGGGAGAACAUCACGGAUAGUAAGAAUGAGGCUAGGAGAGCUUACAUACCAGACUACCUCGACAAGAGCGGAAGAAUGGUCUUCAUAACACUGCCAACAAUAAAGACGAAAACUUCAGAGAGGGAUCAUAUAAAAUAUCUAGUGUAUAACCUGGAAAACCUAGUGCUGAAUUCAGAAGGUGCACAAGAAGAGAGUGUUGUUUGGAUGAGUGACUUCCGAAGUACGCCAUUUUCAUUGACCCAAGAAUCGUUGCAUAUAAUUCAAAAAUAUUAUCCAGGACUGAUAGCAGUUGCUAUUCUAACCAACCCGCCAAGGAUUUUUGAAUCCUUUUGGAAGAUAGUGAAGCACUUCCUCGAGCCAAAAAUGAAUAAGAAAGUGAAAUUUGUGUACAACAACAAUUCAGAGAGCCUGAGGAUAAUGGGUGAUAUGUUUGACCUGGACAAGCUGGAGUCUACCUUUGGAGGAAGAAACACAGCCGGCCUGGACAUCAACAAGUAUGCCGAGAAAAUGAGAAGACGAGAUCAGAUGAGGGGAGCUUGGACACAAGCCAAUGGCAACACCUGUUCAUCCUGAUCUUGAAUGAGUUCCUGUUCCGUGCUAAGAGCACAUUAACACCACUGUCAGUAGUUAAUUAAACUGGACGAAGAUUGAACUCUAUCUGUUGGAAUAUUUGGGCCUAACCCAUGUAAAUCCAAAUAAUUCCUAUAAAA